CCGACGACGAGAAUAGCCUGACUAGCCAGAAGGAGUUGCGCAAUUGUUUUGUCCUCCUACAUCGUCAAUAUGGUACGACCUUCACAGCCGAUGAUGGCGCGCUUGCGCUUGACUACGAAACAGGUCAAUGGUGGCUUUUACAAGGGAAACCGGACCGGGUCGAUGGGUUAUUUUGCGAAGAAUGGAUCGUACGUGAUUGACUGGAAGAAAGUCCGCACGUAUGCUGUCCCGGAGAAUUUGAAGGACUUCAAGCUCACACCAUUCGUGACAAAAGUCAUGGCCCCUACGAAGAGCAGAUACACCCACGAUAUCGAGCGGAACAACAAGACCUACACAGUGGAUAGGGCAUUUGGCGGCAAGGACUUUCUUGAUAUCUGGGCAUCGGACAAUGGCGAGGAGGUUCUGAAGCAGGAAGAGUUAGACCAGGAGGCUGCGACGCGUCAGACGGCCAAGAGCCCUCGCAAAUAGAUGGGAAAACUUCAAUUUGAGAUAUAAUGGCGAAGGCCUAUCAGCGGCGGAAGACCAACCUUACGUCCUCUCACAGACGCACCACCAACACACCAGUGGUCACCAUUGGUUGUAUAUUAUGUACAGUAUUAGCAUUGGAGAUGAGAAUAGGGAUCUCGGCACAACCCACGGGAAAUGGAGCCCUAAGCGCCCAGGGUACAUUUCUAACGAGGCACUAUUGGUUCCUGGCGCAUAUUUGGGAUUUUGCACGGUAGCAUGCUUUUUCUGCCUUUGGCGAUGUGAUCUAAGACAGCACAUAGAACGCUUAUAUGGAUACCCUGAAUACUACUAUAGUUCAGGCACGCUGAACUGAUUGUUAGGAUACGGAAUUUUGAUAAUCCAGUGUGUAGAAAUAAAGGUGG
This is a messenger RNA of Aspergillus versicolor CBS 583.65, 869 nucleotides long. Its product is annotated as mitochondrial 54S ribosomal protein mL41. Gene Ontology annotation, molecular function: structural constituent of ribosome. Gene Ontology annotation, cellular component: mitochondrial large ribosomal subunit. NCBI's taxonomy places the organism in Eukaryota, Fungi, Ascomycota, Eurotiomycetes, Eurotiales, Aspergillaceae. The record is from RefSeq and is a predicted model, not a curated record. The transcript has 3 exons. Gene Ontology annotation, biological process: translation. The coding region runs from base 70 to 468 and encodes 132 amino acids.